This is a messenger RNA of Drosophila takahashii, 1324 nucleotides long. RefSeq names its product alpha-tocopherol transfer protein-like. Gene Ontology annotation, cellular component: membrane. Lineage: Eukaryota; Metazoa; Arthropoda; Insecta; Diptera; Drosophilidae. Gene Ontology annotation, molecular function: phosphatidylinositol bisphosphate binding. The record is from RefSeq and is a predicted model, not a curated record.
CCGAUGACAAAUACACCGAAAACAAAGGUUUCAGAAGUUUUUUAUAACAAAAUGAAAUCAUAUUCAAGUUCAUUGUAAAACGUAAUAGGAUUUGAGAAUUUUUGAUUAUUUUUUAAUUAAAAGUUCAGUGUUUUUUCUGUCCGUGUGACUAACGCAAGCCAUUGCUAGUUUUUCCUGAACACAUGCUAGUCCAAGCUUCGAGAUCCCCAACUCCCCGCCCCAAAAAACCUCCCGAUUCCCGAUCCCAUCCCGAACUCACGGAAUUGCAUGCCGAAUUCGCAAAAAGCCAAGUCAGACGGCCAACCAGUUUCACUUGCGAAAGCAACCAGCUUCCAUUUCCAUUUCAUUCGAGAGUUGACCGCGCUCAAACGCGUUUCGGGCCAAGUAGCGCAACAAUCAAAAGUAAAUCCCAUUCCCAACAUGAAGGAGGCCAAUUUGGAGGAUCAGUAUGAGCGUUUUCCGGAGAUCAGGCGAUCGGAAGUGGUAAAGUUUUUGGACUGGAUCCACGCCCAGCCGCACAUCUCGGAUAGGUUUUCGGAGGGCGAAGCUUUGCACUUCUUCCACGCCUGCCGCAACAGCAUGGAGGUGGCCAAGCAGGUCCUCGAUACCAAUCUCACGGCCCGCACCCACCUGGAGGAGUUCUUCGUGAACCUCGACUGCGAGCGCCCUGAGAUCAGGCGAGCUAUGCGAACUGUUUCCAUUGUCCCUCUGCCAGGGGCCACACCCGAAGGAUAUCGUGUGAUUCUCGCUAAGCUCGAUGACUUGAAUACCUCCAACUAUAACUUUGCAGAUGUUAUGAAACUAUAUUGCAUGGUAUUUGACUUUUGGAUGUAUGAGGAUGGAAUUCAGCCAGGACACGUCAUUGUUAUCGAUCUGAAAAACACAUCUUUGGGACAUGUAGCUCGAAUUGGCCUUUUGCAAAUGAAAAAGUUUCUAUUUUAUCUGCAGGAAGCAGCUGCCAUCAGGCUUAUAGGCUUUCACUUUAUUAACAUUGUACCUUUCAUGGACAAGAUUCUGGCGCUAAUGACUCCUUUUAUGAAAAAGGAACUGACCACUGUACUACAUAUGCACAGUGACUUGAAGGAAUUCUAUAAGUUUGUGCCGAAGAAAAUGCUCCCUAAGGAAUACGGCGGUGAAGUUGAAGAGACCAACUUGGCCAAAGAAAUUUACUACAAAAAGUUGCUGGACAAUCAAAAGGAAAUGCUUGAAUUUGAGACUCGCCAUCAGGUGAACGAAAAACUGCGACCCGGCAAAGCCAAAUCUGCUUCGGAUCUUUUUGGUAUUGAGGGAAACUUCAAGAAAUUGGACAUUGAUUGAGCAAUUG